This is a messenger RNA of Formica exsecta, 593 nucleotides long. RefSeq lists its product as uncharacterized. The record is from RefSeq and is a predicted model, not a curated record. NCBI's taxonomy places the organism in Eukaryota, Metazoa, Arthropoda, Insecta, Hymenoptera, Formicidae. Bases 87 to 593 code for a protein of 168 amino acids. The transcript has 4 exons.
AAUUCAAGAUGGCAGCGACUUGGUAACAUCACAUGUUUUCUAUGUGCAAAUGCGGCUUUAUUUACAAUUAUUUGUAGUUAGUAAUUAUGACAAUGUUCUCCCGAUUUUGUAAUUUGUGUCACAAAACCGCGAAUGCCCAGUUUGUACAAUUCCAAAGAUGUUAUAAAAGAGGUAUCAAAAGGAAGGGUAAUGUCAGUCGCAUUGAGAGACCAAAUGAUACAGAAGGGAAAACACCAAUAGUUGUUUGCAAACGGAAGGAGUUUAACUUUUACGAAGGACAAAAAUAUUCUAAAUUGGAAACUAUACCACUGGCUAGUAAAGGAUGGCAGCAUUAUAAAUCUAAAGGAGAUUUUUUCUUCGUAUAUCCUCUUACAAAUGUGGAAGAAGAGGCGUAUAAUAAUGAAGAAGAAGAAGAAGUAUGCGAUACCUUUGCACAAUUUGGUUUAAAUCCACAAAUAAUAAAUAUCUUAACUGGAUUCUAUCAUUCUGCGCAAAAGGAACGGGAAGCACCAUCUAUAGGAGAAUAUUGCAUCUUCUGUCAUUGCUCAAAUUCAGCACUACACAUUCUUGAUCCAAGGAUCUUAUUGAAAUAA